This is a messenger RNA of Macrobrachium nipponense, 1566 nucleotides long. RefSeq lists its product as uncharacterized. Bases 1 to 1566 code for a protein of 521 amino acids. The transcript has a single exon. The record is from RefSeq and is a predicted model, not a curated record. NCBI's taxonomy places the organism in Eukaryota, Metazoa, Arthropoda, Malacostraca, Decapoda, Palaemonidae. Gene Ontology annotation, molecular function: nucleic acid binding.
AUGGUAAUAAGAAGAGAUCAGCAGAAGCACUUCCCUGAAAUUUUUGAAUAUUUUGAAUCCAGAAACCGGUUGCUCAAAGAUAUCCCCAAGUUAGUUGGACAGCUCAAUGUUUAUGUGGAUCAGGAAGGCCUGUUAAGGGUACGUAGCAAAAUGCAGAAACUGAAAGAUGACAGAAGGAUGCGAUUUCCAUUGCUAAUUUCUAAGGAUAGUUUACUAACUAAAUAUAUUGUAUUAGAUUAUCAUGAACGUUUUUUACAUGCGGGAUGCUAUAGGCUACUGGCUGAAGUACGUAAGAUAUUUUGGAUACCUAGAUUUUUUUCAGUAGUUAAAAGGAUAAUCCGCACAUGUGUCAUAUGCCGUAGGUUCAAUGAGAGGACAGUUAAUCUUAAUCAAAACUGUUAUAGAGAUUUCAGGAUUAAUCCCCCAGAGAUUCCUUUCCGCUAUAUUUUUGUAGAUUACAUGGGACCCUUCUUUGUACGUUCCAGUGGGAAGAAAGUAAAAGCAUGGAUAAUAUGUUUUACAUGUACAUGGAGUAGAGCUAUAAAUCUGAAGGUGUGCAGGGACUUGAGUGUUAAGGAGUAUCUUAGAGCCUUCCAGCUUCAUACGUUUGAGUUUGGACUACCAAAUUUGUGCAUUUCCGAUCAGGGAUCUCAGUUAGUAGCAGGAGGCAACGUAAUUCUAGAUUAUUUAAAAGACCCAGAAGUUAAACUCUAUCUAGAAGAGAAUGACAUAAAGAACCUUCAGUUUGAACAGUUUUUCAAAGGGAACUCUGCUCUUGGUUCAAUGGUUGAAAGUUGUGUGAAACUUACUAAGAGAUGCUUAUUUGGAGCCAUAAGAAAUAAUGUUUUAGAUAUAAGGGAUUUUGAGUUUUUAAUAUGUCAGACUGUCCAUUUAUUGAAUAGAAGGCCAAUAGCUUUCAAAGAGGCAUUAAGAGAUACAGAUAUAAGCAAAACUCUUCCUGAUCCCAUAACACCAGAGUGUCUAAUUAGGGGUUAUGACCUUGUUUCAGUUAACUUAAUUCCUGAGCUGCAAAGACAUCCAGAUCUAGAAUUGGAUGAGGACUAUUUAGUUUCUCCUUGUGAUAAAGUUAAAGAAAACUACACAAAACUGCGUAAAGUCAGAAGUUAUUUGAUUAACAUUUAUCAUGAAGAAUUUUUGGCUAACUUGACAAAUCAAGCUGUAAAUGCGAAAGACAGAUUCAAACCUGUAAAGCAUACACUUCUUCAAAAGAAUGAUGUGGUUCUAAUUAAAGAACCAUAUAGUAAGCCAAACCAAUACCCAAUGGGAAUAGUCCGUGAUGUAGUUCUCAAUGAGCUUGGGGAAGUUACUGGAGUUACCCUACUAAAAGGCAGAACUGGGGAACUUACGAAGAGACAUUCAUCUAAUCUAAUAUUUCUUUUCAGACCUGAUGUUUCUUCAAAUGAAGAUAAAGACAGUCCUAAUUAUGACUCAAAUGAUUCUAAUCUGGCCAGCAAUCGCAUUCAAGGAAAGCGCAGAAAGCGCAAAGCGGCAAAGAUUAGUACUCUGAAGACCAGACAAAUUUUACAGAAAAGUUUGUCUGUGUAG